Molecule: messenger RNA, 2025 nt
Organism: Aspergillus tanneri
Lineage: Eukaryota; Fungi; Ascomycota; Eurotiomycetes; Eurotiales; Aspergillaceae
Product: NADPH cytochrome P450 oxidoreductase family protein
Exons: 2
Coding region: 1-2025 (674 amino acids)
Cellular component (GO): cytosol
Molecular function (GO): flavin adenine dinucleotide binding; FMN binding; NADPH-hemoprotein reductase activity
Source: RefSeq, a predicted model, not a curated record
AUGAAGCACGUAUCCAUGCUGACACAUCUCGAUGGCCCUCAAACUUGGGAUUGGGCCGAAUGGGAUUUGGUUUUGGCCGUUGGGCUGUUCACUCUUGUGUUAGUGAUUGUCCUGCACGAUUCAUCCCUUUUCAACAAAGACCCUUUUGCGCACAUUUGGUAUGAAUAUCCUCAAGGCGAAAAGCAAGCGCAAAACGAAGCAGAGACUAAUAUUGCAACGGCCUUGAAUGUUCAGGGGAAGGAUAUAGUUAUCUUCUAUGGCACACAAUCGGGAACAUCGUACGAACUUGCAAAGCUUCUGGGCCGGAACAUAUCUCAGCGAUUCUCCAAGCCUGUCCUGGUCGCAGACCUUUCUGAUUACGACUGCAACUCUUUAGCUGAGAUUCCUGCAACAAAGGCUGCUCUGUUUAUUUUGUCGACCUACGGCGAAGGCGACCCUCCAGACAAUGCGAUCAAAUAUGACGAGUGGCUGCAAGGUCUUGCCGGAAAGAGCUGCCUGGUGAAUUUGCGUUUUGCUAUACUGGGCCUGGGGAACAGCAAUUACAAACAUUACAAUCGAUUUGCCAUCAAAGCACAUAAUGCACUUCAGAACGCCGGAGCUGUGCCGGUGCUUGACUUGUUUCUAGCGGACGAUGCACAAGGAUUGACUCAAGAAGGGUUUAUAUCUUGGAAAAUAAACCUUUUCGGGAAGUUUGUUCAGGAGCUUGGGAUCGUUGAGCGUCCAAAGGCAUAUGAACCUGUCUUCAAGAUCGAGUCUAGUAGUGAUGUUCAGGGUGAAAAGGUAGUCAUGUACCGGCCAAUCGAUGUACAGAUCCAGUCCAAGUCAGGCAGCUCUAUGAUCUAUUCCGCUGCGGUUGCAUCUCUCUACAACAUUACACCAAAAGCAGCACGCACCACCCUUCAUGUUGAUGUUGAUAUCACCAAUGAACCGAAGCUCAAGUACAGCGUGGGAGAUCAUCUUGCAGUCUGGCCAGAGAAUCCUGCUCCCGAAAUCCGCCAUCUUAGCGAAAUACUGGGACUUAGCGAAGCUGAGAUACAUCGGCCGGUCACAAUUCGCAGUGAAGAUACCGAUACUCAAAUACUAUGGCCACAGCCAGUGACCUUACACGCGCUUUUUAAACAUCACCUGGAUAUUGUUGGCCUCGUGUCACGAGAUCUCAUUAUGGGCUUGAAGCAAUUUUCAGAUAACACGGCUGCCAAACAUGCCUUGGAUGAGAUGGCGCGUGAUUACAGGCGUAUGUGUACAACGCGCCGAAUGACUUUGGCUUCUGUACUACAGUCUACAAGCUCCGAUGUACCAUGGAAUGUUCCGCUUUCGUUCGUGCUGGAGAAUCUCCGACCUCUCAAGCCGCGAUACUAUUCAAUUGCGUCUACGCCAGCUGUCAACCCACGGAAGAUUUCUUUCACAGUCGCGGUGAAGCACAUCGACUUGAGCAGUGGUGAGAUACUGCGAGGAUUAGCAUCCAACUACUUCCUGGGGAUGCAGCAGCCGAGCGAAGCAAUUGCCACCGCGCAAGUCGGUCUAUGGUGCAGCGUGCAAAAGUCCAAGUUCAAGCCACCAGUGUCACCUUUGCAACCAAUGAUCAUGGUUGCCAAUGGUUCAGGCAUUGCACCCUUCCUAGGUUUUCUCCGCCAUCGCCUGCGAAGUUUUCAGCUUAGGGGGGAAGUGGGAAGAAUGAUGCUCUUUUACGGGUGCCAGAAUGAGGACAUGCACUUGUACAAGAGCGAUAUUGAAGAUAUCCAGGCAGUCUUUGGUGGCCAACUGCAAGUCAUCGUGGCUUACUCCAGGACUGGAGGCGGGUACGUACAAAAUCAGAUUAGGGCUCUGAAUGCGCCAACCACAGAGUUGCUUUACAACGCCAAGGCGAAUGUGUACAUUUGCGGAUCCACUGCGAUGGCUCGAAAAGUCCGGGAGGAGCUUCUGGCAAUGAUUCGAAGCCAUGAAGGAUUAACAGAACAACAGGCCCAGCAGUUUGAGGCAACACAACUCAGAAUGAAGAAGUGGCAGUUGGAUGUAUGGGGUUAG